This is a messenger RNA of Paraglomus occultum, 380 nucleotides long. Lineage: Eukaryota; Fungi; Glomeromycota; Glomeromycetes; Paraglomerales; Paraglomeraceae. The record is from the annotation of a GenBank genome assembly.
CUAGUUCUGGAUUCUCACUAUUCAGACAUGACGAUGAAAGCUCAGAAGACGACGACGAGAAUCAGGAUAGAGAAGAGAAUGAGAAUAUAGAUGAAUCGACGGAUCAGGAUGAUGAUUCGGAAAAUGAGAGUCCGGUUAACAUGAUAUCAAGUACCCACAAACAAUUCAACCCGAAAAAUAAAUCGGUAGAAAGUCAGAGCAUUGUCCCGGGAAUGUCUGAAUCGGCACCGUUGUUCUUCUUUCAUUUUGGAGACAAGUCACUGGAAAAGAGAUCCCAUUACAGAGAAUUAAAGACAUUUAUGCGCACUGAAUCCAUGCAAGUAUUACAAGCUACAUUGUCAUAUCUCAGACAAAUCCAUACUAAAAUCAAGUAUUUGUGA